Arachis ipaensis is the source of this 918-nucleotide messenger RNA. Its product is annotated as (-)-isopiperitenol/(-)-carveol dehydrogenase, mitochondrial-like. The record is from RefSeq and is a predicted model, not a curated record. Lineage: Eukaryota; Viridiplantae; Streptophyta; Magnoliopsida; Fabales; Fabaceae. Gene Ontology annotation, molecular function: oxidoreductase activity.
CUGCUCCAUUCUGCAUCCAUAGUGUUUCUCCAAAACAUAUCGUUCAAAUAAAAAAAUGCCUGAGACAGCUAAUUCCGUUGGUAGUUCCGGCCACAAGUUGGCCGGCAAAGUAGCCAUAGUCACUGGCGGGGCAAGCGGCAUCGGCGAAGCCACAGCCCGUCUGUUUGUAGAGCAAGGUGCAAUGAUGGUGGUGAUAGCAGACAUCCAAGAUGAUCUCGGCAACCAAGUAGCUGCAUCUAUUGGCUUUCACAGGUGCACCUACGUCCACUGUGACGUGGCAAACGAGGAUCAAGUAAAAAUCCUUGUGAACACAACAGUCAACUCUCACGGAAAACUGGACAUCAUGUUCAGCAACGCUGGCAUCUUAAGCCCUUCAGACCAGACGGUCCUCGACCUUGACAUCUCCCAAUUCGACCGCCUCUUCGCUGUCAAUGCUCGCGGCAUGGCCCUCUGCGUCAAACACGCGGCGCGUGCCAUGAUGGAGGGGCGCGUGAGAGGCAGUAUCGUGUGCACGGGAAGCGUGGCCGCCACACACGGUACUCCCCGGCGUGUCGACUACACCAUGUCAAAGCACGCGGUUCUCGGGUUAGUGCGCGCGGCAAGCCUACAGCUCGCAGCGCACGGCAUUAGGGUGAACUGCGUUUCACCCAACGCGCUGGCCACGCCUCUGACCUGUGCGUCGUUUGGGUUGGAGACGGAGGAGAUGCAAAUGCUGUACGCGCAUAACGCGAGGUUGAGGGGUAUGGUUUUGACUCCGAAGCAUGUUGCCGACGCCGUGCUGUUUCUCGUGUCCGGUGACUCCGAAUUUGUCACCGGACAUGAUCUCGUAGUCGAUGGUAGUUAUAUCGGUGGUUGACACUUUUAGUUGAUGUUUUAUAUAUUUUAUCAAAAUUGCGGAAAUGGAUCCGACAACAAAUU